CAUUGUGUAUACAUGUGGGAGUUGUUUUUAUGUGAGAUCUCGAAUGUGUUUUUUGAAAUGAUUAUUUUUUUUAUUUCCAAAAGAAAAACGGGCGGAAUUUAAGGUAACAAAUUGACAAUCGAUGCGUAUUUUUAUAUUUCUUUCGGAUGAUGUCUGUCAAAGUUAAAAAGCUGGGAUUACGACUCAAACCUCCGGCCUUGAUACUGAUAUACGAAAAUGGCGAUAAAAUUAGACAGCGGAAUAUGCCAAUUCGUGGCCUUUUCAAGAAUUCUAGCGUCCAGAUUAUUGCCAGGGAACUUAAAACCAGACACGACUUUUAUUUGAACGACGUUCCCGUCUAUAGGCUGGAAAAACAGUUGAGGAUCAUACAAGAGACGAUGAAAGGAAAGGGUUUGGAUGAUAGUAUCAAAAUAGUGGAGAAAGAAUUUAGUAUAGAUCCAGAAGAAGAUCUGAAUAAGCUUGAUGAUGAUACACUCGAAAGGAAGAAGGAUAUUAUGGAAACGUCAUUUAAAACUAACCAGAAAAAACCUGGUGAUCCAGACUUCACUUACGAUGUGGAAGUGGAUUUUGGAGACUUUUGUGUUGAAACGUCGAAUUGGGAUUCUGACGACAAUUUAGAAUUCUAAUUUUUAUCUUUACAUUAAAUAAAAAUAAUCAAAAUAUUCGUAACAGUGUUUUUAUUCGAUUUCUACAAAGUACAUCAAGUUUAUUUUUAAGUACAUUGAGUAAAAAAAUAUAUAUAUAUAAACAAUACAGGAAGUAUAUAUA
Messenger RNA from Centruroides sculpturatus (bark scorpion), 768 nucleotides. RefSeq names its product centrosomal protein of 19 kDa-like. The coding region runs from base 147 to 626 and encodes 159 amino acids. Gene Ontology annotation, cellular component: spindle pole; centrosome; centriole. The record is from RefSeq and is a predicted model, not a curated record. Lineage: Eukaryota; Metazoa; Arthropoda; Arachnida; Scorpiones; Buthidae. Gene Ontology annotation, biological process: microtubule anchoring at centrosome; trans-Golgi to periciliary membrane compartment transport. The transcript has a single exon.